This is a messenger RNA of Dermacentor silvarum, 2466 nucleotides long. Its product is annotated as protein disulfide-isomerase A4-like. Gene Ontology annotation, molecular function: protein disulfide isomerase activity. The transcript has 11 exons. The coding region runs from base 51 to 2315 and encodes 754 amino acids. Lineage: Eukaryota; Metazoa; Arthropoda; Arachnida; Ixodida; Ixodidae. Gene Ontology annotation, cellular component: cell surface; endoplasmic reticulum. The record is from RefSeq and is a predicted model, not a curated record. Gene Ontology annotation, biological process: protein folding; response to endoplasmic reticulum stress.
GUGGCCAGUGUGGACCAGAGAGCUGGCGUAAGCGCGUCGCUUCGAACAAGAUGUCCAAAAUGAAGACGGAGUUCGUGGUUCUGGUCUUCGCCUUUGUGUUCGCAGGACAUGUCUUAUGCGGUGAUAUGGACCAGGCACUGAGCGAAGGUGCUGGUCGCAAGGAACCCAGUCUGGACGUGGACAGUGGUAAGCUGGCACCGGAGCUACAACCCUCGUCUCAAAAGACCGAGGGUGGCGAGAGCGAGGCCAAGACGGUGGAGGCCAAUGAGGCGGAGGCCAAGGCGGAAGUCGGUGAGCAGCAGGGAGACGAGAGUGUGCAAGUGGAGACGGAGGACGACGAGGCCAAGGAGAGCGCGGCCGAAGAGGAAGAACAGCCCAAGAAGCCAAAGUUCGAGCAGGACACAGCUCCCACACUCACCGAUGUCGACAUCGAGGCCAUGGGCGUCACCGUAGAGAAGAACGUGUUCAAGCUCAACAUCUCCAACUUCUACCAGGUGGUCAACAACACGCGGUACAUGCUCAUCAACUUCUACGCGCCCUGGUGCGAGCACUGCGUAAAGAUGGAGCCCGAGUACGCGCGGGCGGCCCUCACGCUUCGGCGACGAGACCCGCAGGUAAUUCUGGCCAAGGUCGACACCACGGUCGAGCAGAAGCUGUCCAACCGCUUCGGCGUCAAUAAGUACCCGACGCUGUUCUUCUCGCACCGCGGAAACACCAGCGAGUACGAGAACACCUUCUCGGCCGAAGGUAUCGUAGACGCGAUGGCGGAGAAAACUGAUCCCAUGUUCGAACCUCCCCCGGAGGCGACGCUGGAACUGACCGCAGUGAACUUCACGUUGACCAUCAACAAUGCCAAGCUGAUUCUCAUCUACUUCUAUGCUCCAUGGUGCGGCCACUGCCGCCGCAUGUCGCCCGAGUUCGAGCGAGCGGCGCGGCGCCUGAAGGAGUACAACAUCCCCCUGGGCAAGGUGGACGCCACCAAGGAGAAGAGCCUGGCCGAGGUCAACGAGGUGCGCAGCUACCCGACACUGCUGCUGUACCGACGCGGACGCCGCUUCGAGUACAACGGUCCGCGCGAGGAGACCGGCAUCGUGAACCACAUGCUCAACCUGUCCCAGUACCCCAGCAAGGAGGUCAGCUCGCUGAAGCAGUUCAAGAAGGCCAUCCACCCCAUCACCAUCACCGUGCUCGCAGUGUUCAGCAAGUCUCGCGGACCCUUCUACAAAGAGUUCGAGGCUGCAGCGAACAACCUGCGCGGUCGGCACACCUUCUACCACACCUACUCGAUGGAGCUGGCCAAGCACUACAAGGUGACCGAGAACUCGCUCGUGCUCUUCCACCCCGAGAUCCUGCAGUCCCAGUACGAGGAGCCCUACUACACCUUCAGCAGGCCCGACGCGACUCAGGUGCACAUGGAGCGAUUCAUGGAGGAGCACCUGUUUCCGCUGGUCGGCUUCCGGGACGUGGCCAACCUCUGGAAGUACAUCAACAAGUACCCCCUGGUUGUCGUCUUCUACGACGUAGACUUUGGCUUCGACAACAAGGAAGAGACACAGCGCAUCCGGCACAAGGUUCUGAAGGUUGCCCAGCAGUACAAGGGCCGCGUGCUGUUCGCCGUGUCGCACGAGACUGACUUCGAGGACGACCUGAAGAGCCUCGGCCUGGAGGACAGCGGCGCCGAGGUCAACGUCGGCAUGUGGAUGUCCGAGCGCGAGCGCUACCGCAUGGCGCCAGUGGACGACUUCAAGAGCGCCAACCUGCGCAACUUUGUCGAGUCCGUGCUCCAGGGCACGCUGAAGCAGUAUGUACGGUCCCAGACAGCCCCGCGCGAACAGACGCGUGACGUGCUCACUGUGGUGGGCAGCACGUUCGAGGAGCUGGUCAUGGCCUCUGACAAGGACACGCUGAUCAUGUUCCGCGGCCCGGACUGCCACAUGUGCGACGAGCUGGUCGAGGAGCUCGAACUCUGCUACAACCGCAUCGACUACCAGGCGCCCGACCGCUUCCAGUCGGCCAUCAUCGACGCCACACAAAACGACUUCCCGGGUAUCUUCAAGGUCGAUGACUUCCCUACCAUCUACUUCGUAUCAGCUAAGGACAAGAUGCACCCCAAGUUGUUCCAGGGCAUCCGCAAGGCUUUCGGACUGAUCAAGUUCGUCAAGGAAAACUUCUCCUACGAUAUCCCCGACCGCUCGGACUUCAGCGUGUUCCCCGCCUUCAAGCGGCCCAAGCCGCCCAAGGACGACAAAGCCAAGGACGACAAAGCCAAGGACGAGAAAAGCGACACUUCCGCUAAGCCAAAGGAAGAGCUGUAGCCUUUUCUUUUUUCAUUUCUCACCCUUGUUCUCACAUUCUCAUUUCUGCCACCCCGCACCUCCCUCCCCAAUAUAUAAAAAAAGGCAUCUUGUUGCAUCAUCACAACCAAACAUUUUUUUUUUCAUGCAGAAUGUUCAAUAAAUGCUCUGU